Clonostachys solani is the source of this 1344-nucleotide messenger RNA. Lineage: Eukaryota; Fungi; Ascomycota; Sordariomycetes; Hypocreales; Bionectriaceae. The record is from the annotation of a GenBank genome assembly.
AUGUCGCGGUGCCAAUCGGUCGCAAGACCGCUCGCCAGGCAGCUGCAGCAGCGAUCAGUGCAGCAAUGCCUCGCCAUCAGAUCUUUCAACACCACCUCGAGCCAGCUGAAUGCUGCCGCCAGCGCAGCGCCCGUCGCCGAACCCACCCCGCUCGACCUGGAUCCGAAUACCGUCCUACCCGAGUUCGAAGAUGCUCUCAUCAAGGCCGGCAAGAUGCCCGUCGGCUCCCGCCGUCGCCGAGUAGCGCUCCGCUCGAACCCCAACAGCCUCCCAUUUGAGCAACUUCCGUACCAAGCUUUCCAAGAAGCCCGCAAAAUUCUCGCCGCCGAUCGCGAACAGAAAGUAGCCAAGAUCAAGGAGGAGGUGGAGAAGAUUGCCCGCGUCGAGGCUGUCGAAGAUUCCCAGUUUAGAGGUGGUCCCAAGAUGAAGGCUACGAGGCUCGCCAGUUUGAGGAAAUAUGUCGAGGAACUCAAGAUCAAGGCUGAUGUUAAUGACCCAAUCGUCAAGAAGAGGUUCGAGGACGGACUUGGCGACAUGAACAAGCCCAUCUACCGAUACUACGCCGAGAAGAAGUGGCGUUCCUACGAUCAGAGGCUCAUCACCCAGCGUAUCUCACAAUUUCACAUCGUGCCAGAUAUUAUACCCAAGCUGGUGCCCACGGCCGACGUCCAGCUCUACUUCCGCAAGGCCAAGGUCGCUCCCGGCGAGAUCGUCGACUCCAUUGUGAGCGAGAACCCUCCCAGACUCCGAGUACAGCUCUUCAACCCGGGCGAGCGCCUCGUCACCGUCGUCGUAGUCGACCCCGACGUCCCCGACGUCGAGAACGACGCCUUCUUCAAGAGGUGCCACUACAUCGCCGCCAACAUCCCCCUGAGCCCCACGGACACCUCCCUACCCCUCUCCAAGAUCAAGGGCGACGACCAGCUCGCCCUCCCUUGGCUGCCGGCCGUCGCCCAGAAGGGCUCCCCCUACCACCGCAUGGCCAUCUUCCUCCUCGAGCAGCUGCCGGGCGAGCGGGUCGACGUCGCCAAGGUCAAGGAGCUCUACGCCAGCCGGGACAAGUUCUCGCUCAAGUCCUUCCAGAGCAAGUUCCGCGUCCGCCCCUUUGGCUUUAACAUGUUCCGCUCCGUCUGGGAUGAGAACACCGCCGCCGUCAUGGCCCGCCACGGCCUCCCCGGCGCCGACAUCGAGCUCCGCACAGCCCGCGUCCACUCCCUCAAGGGCCCCGUCAAGCUCAGGGGCUGGGAGGCCAAGCGCCAGGGCCCCAAGUACCGCCAACUCUGGAAGUACACGAAGCGCAUCCGCGGCCUGUCCAACGCCCGCGGCUGGACCAAGAGGAAGUAG